AUGUUUCCAAGCAUUAUUGUUAACAAGUCAGCAUAUAUGUUCACAGGUGUAGCUUAUGAUGCUGGUGGAGCCAGGAUUAUUAGAUGUGCUGGUUACGCACUCACACUAGCAACAAAAGACUUCAUUGGGAAUCUUAAGGAGCUUCGUUCGCUGAAUCUUUCCAACAACAUUCUCACUGGUUGUAUACCAUCAUCCUUCGGAAAUUUGAUGAAGCUUGAAUCGUUGGACCUUUCACAAAACAAGCUCUCAGGACGGAUCCCCCAACAACUGAGGCAACUUACUUUUCUUGGUAGUUUCAAUGUGUCUCACAACAAUCUCACAGGUCCUAUACCACAAGGAACCCAGCUUACUUCAUUGAAUAUCACUUCAUACGAGGGAAACCCAGGGUUGUGUGGAGAUCCAUUGCCAAAGAAAUGUGGAAAGUCUAAGGCCCCUCAACGUCCACCAUCAACCGUAGACGAUGGUGAUUCUAGCUCAGCAGGAAUAUUUGAAUUUGAUUGA
Pyrus x bretschneideri (Chinese white pear) is the source of this 501-nucleotide messenger RNA. RefSeq names its product putative receptor like protein 25. The record is from RefSeq and is a predicted model, not a curated record. Gene Ontology annotation, molecular function: protein binding. The transcript is spliced from 2 exons. Lineage: Eukaryota; Viridiplantae; Streptophyta; Magnoliopsida; Rosales; Rosaceae. The coding region runs from base 1 to 501 and encodes 166 amino acids.